AUUGAAAUACAUUAAAUUCAUACAAUAAUUUAUUGACAUUAUUAAGCGAAAUUUUCGCGUCUACAAUUUUUCCCGUCUAAUUUAAAAUAGAAACAAAAUUCGUCUCGUCGCCAGAGUUCACAUGAUGCUUUAUGAAAAUUUUCGUCGACAGUUGUUGAGUAACAAGUAACGCGUUUGUUGUAUGCGAGUUUUUUCUUAUUGUUUACAAUGUUGUGAUAUUUCCUACAAAAACAUUCGAAUAAGUGUUACUGUGGAUUCCAAUGGACAUUAUUUGGUUGUAUCGUUGCUAGUUCGAUUCUAAUUAAAAAUAAAUUGUAAUUAGCAGUACACUAUAAUAUCCGUUCGUUCUGAUAACCUUUAUCACCUUUUUUUAAUAAAAAAUGAACAAUGUGCCAUUUAAUGUACUUUAUAAUAGUCACAUGUGAUCGAAUCGAAAUGUGUUUAUGUAAAAAAACAGUGUUACGGUGCGGUUUAACCUCCAUAUACAGAUUAUAGAAAAUUAUCGCGUUCGAGUGAUACCGUACGCGUUCAAUGUCGUUUAGAUGACGUCACCUACGACGUCAACUAGUUCUGCGAUGGUAAGCGUAGCAGGAUUGAAGAGAUGUCUUUCUCAAAUGUCCAUGUUGGCUUUCAAGGCGACCACUUCCGGAGAAGAAGCUUGGGCACAUACGUGGUCAAGAUUUAGACAGUCUCGUUUCAACGCUAGAAGAAUAAGAAAGCGAGUGGUAUUUAAACAUGGCGAUUGCAAUGUCAUCCAAGGUAACGUUGCUAAAAGACGUCGAAAGUAUCUUCAGGAUAUUUUUACAACUUUGGUGGACGCGCAGUGGCGUUGGACGUUAUUGGUAUUCGCGAUGAACUUUUUUUUAUCUUGGUUGUUAUUCGCAGUAGUAUGGUGGCUUAUUGUUUUUACUCACGGGGACCUUAGCGAAGAGCAUUUAAGUGGUAAUGAAACUUGGGUCCCUUGCAUUACAAAUAUACGCGGCUUUACGUCGUGUUUCCUUUUCAGUAUUGAAACUCAACAUACCAUUGGUUAUGGUGGAAGAGUAACCACAGAAGAAUGUCCGGAAGCGAUUUUUGUGAUGUGCGUGCAAAGUAUAGCGGGAGUUAUGAUACAGGCGUUCAUGGUUGGAGUAGUGUUCGCGAAACUUUCGAGACCGAAGAAGAGAACGCAAACUUUGAUGUUUUCCAGAAACGCAGUCAUAAACCAUAGAGACGGUAUACCAUGUCUGAUGUUCAGAGUGGGGGAUAUGAGGAAAAGUCACAUCAUAGAAGCCCACGUUAGGGCACAGUUGAUUAAACAUAAAGUUACUAAAGAAGGAGAAAACUUACCUUUUUUUCAAACAGAACUUAAGGUAAGCGGAAAAGUCGGUGGGGAUGGAGAAGAAGACAAAAUUUUCUUCAUUUGGCCAACGACCAUCGUCCACAAAAUAGACAGCAAGUCGCCUCUCUACAAUAUGUCUGCCAAUAACCUCCUUAGAGAGAGGUUCGAAAUUGUAGUUAUUUUAGAAGGAGUUAUAGAAUCGACUGGUAUGACCACUCAAGCUAGAUCCAGUUACCUACCGUCUGAAAUUUUAUGGGGUCAUAGGUUCCAAUCAUUGAUAACAUUUAAGAAAGAAUCAGGGGAGUACGAGGUGGACUACGCCUUGUUUAACAAUACUGUUGAAGUUGACACGCCGUUGUGUAGUGCCAGAGAGCUCGACGAACGUAGAGCUAUGUUCAAUCAAGAUGGAAUAGAGGAAAAUUCUAAAUAUUUAACAACUGGUAAUUGCCGUAUGGGUAUAGGUCUAUUCCCAUCGGUUCGUUCUCAUUCGAGCGAUACGUUAUCCAGUAUGGAUUCUUUAUCUAUAGACGACGGCCAUAUCGAGAUGAAAUUACCGACCAGUCCGAUACCAGUAACAAUAACGGCUCCAGAAGAAAACGUCGAAGAAACCACCCCGUUAACUAACGGAAAAAUCCCUAAUGGAACGUUUAAAAAUAAAUCUUUAAUUUUACAUGUGUAACAUUUAUGGAAAUUAGGUUAAUUAUUCUUAUUAUGAGAGAUGAUGUGUGAUAUAUUUGUUUUCACUUGAAGACGUAUAGAUAUUUACCUUGCAAAAGGAAAGUGAUAGAACAUCGAUAAAGUAGGAUUUCGAACCAUAAAAGCGUGAAAAUGCUUUUCGAUUCAAUGGGAAACAUGAGAAUUAUAACUGAAAAUUGGUGGAAACACCGUUAAAAUCAAAGUGUCAAAAUUUCUCGUCGAUUCAACAACCGCAAUAGUCAUUCAAUAUUCAAUAGUCAAACGAUUUUUUCCACUUUUCCUCGUAAACGGUAUGUUUUAUCGUGAAAAUAAGUCGGAUCAAAAAUAAUUCUCUACAAGAAUUCAUCCACGAAUGGUGAAUCGUACGAAAAAAAGUGUUGGAACGAUUUUUGUAUGAUCUACAACUUUUGUUUGAUCUAUUGUCACGAUAAAACUAACCGCUUCCAAAAAAAAUUGAAAAAACCCUAAAUUUGUACAUUUGACUUCGGAUACAAAUUUUUUGAUGUUGUAGAUUCGAAGAGAAUUUUUGACAUUCCGUUUAUAAAGGUGUAUCCGAUAACAUUUUGACUCAGUCAAAUUUUGAUUGGAACGAAACGUUCAUAGUUGUGCUAGAUCUUUUUGACAUUAGUCCUUCCAGAUACUUUUCCAGUUAUAUGGCCAAAGUACCAGUAAGAUCACACUGGAUGAUACCGAUUUGUUAUUAUAUUUCUACUAAUUUCUAUUAAAUCGUAGAAAAAAUGUUUCCCGAAGUAAAUUACAGCAAAAACUCAUCUGAAUACACGCUCAUCUAGCCCUUGGGCUUCCAGAACUUUCACUCUAAUUUUUCUCCUGUUUUUCACUUUCCUCACUUCUACUGUUAUCAAAUCUCUUCUAACCUCCUUUAACUAUUUCCACUUUCGUCUUUGUAUUCUUUUAUUCUCAUCUUCUCCACCUUUUAGGCGUUACUGUACUCUCCUCCAUCUUCUGUCAUUCUAAUAAUUCUUCUUCUGUAUACUUCUUUUACGUCUUCCACUGUAAAUCUUUCAGAAAAUUUUUGUUCAUUGUUAAGUUUUUGGUACAUUUCUAAUUCAGUUGUUUGUUAUAUAUUUUUUGAAUUCGUUUUUCUAUUUUACUUUCUUUAUCUUUUCUAUUUGAGUUCUUCCACUUUUUCUUUCCAGUUUUAUUCUGUUUUUCGGUUCAUUUUGCCACUCACUCUAUCCCACUGACCUCAUGAGUCUUUUAAACGCCAUUUUUUCUUCGGUCCUCCUAUUCCUUAAUUCCCAUUUUCUUCAUCUUCAAUUGUCCAUCCAUCUUACUUUCUUUACUUUGAUUAUAUUUGUUCUUUUCUUCGUGUUCAGCCACUGAGGAAAUGAUUUCGUGGUGCUGCAUAUCUGUACAGAGAGGACCAGUGAAAAUAUUAUCAGGAGCAGCGCAAGGUUCGACCUGGGAGGUGAUUUGUGGAACAUAAACUACGAUAAGAUUCUGCAGGUCUAGAUGCCAAAAGACAACCUAGUACUAGUUAUAACAGGAUGAUGAGACGACAACCCGUAAAUCUUAUUUUAGCUAUUUGUUACAAAUCUUGUGAGCUUAACUUUUGGAACCAUUCCUGAUGUUUUACUGCUUUUUGCAAUUCUUUUUUCUAUUUCUCUAUCUUCAUCUCUUUUAUUGGCUUUUUUGCCUCAUUUUGCCACUCCCUCACUCCCACUGUUCUCAAGAGUCUCUCUCUAACCAUUUUUUUUUGUCUUCCUAUUCUAUUAGUCCUAUUUUCUUCAUCUUUCAAUAAUUCAAUCAUCUAAUGUUUACGUGAGUAUUCGAAAGCUGGGAGUAUAUAUUAAAAAGAGUACACUUUCAUGUUCGAUUUGCUAAAAUCUCAAAACUAAAAUUCUUUUUUAAUUAUAUACAAAUUCAAUGCAGAGUACAUAUUAUGAAAUAGAGUAAUGCAAAUGAGAAAAAUUGUUUUUAAACAUUUUACAAUUAUAAUAAAACUAUUUCUGUGUGCUCAUAUGUUCAAAAAAUUCGAAAUAAUUGGAAAAAAUCGAUUUUCGUCGUGUAUUCGAUUCAAAAAUAUAGUUGAAAACCAUAGAAUAAUGCUGUUAUUUCUAUGGUUCGUAAAUAAACUUGUUCGGAGCAGAAUCGAUUUAUUUUUGUUUAUGGAACAUUAUAACUUAUCUUUUUAUAUUUUUUACCUUCAGUAUUUGUUUUUAUUUUGAUGAUUAAAUCCGUAAAAAUGAACGCGCUUCAUCUCUCAUUAUAGUUUUUUAUUUUGAAUUCAUAUACGCUUAAAUUUUGUGUAAAUAUGUUUAUGUCGCUGGUCGAAUAAAUAUUAUUUAUUGGGGAUGAAUUGGGGGAAUAUUGAUGAUUUUUUAGAACGUAUCGGCAGGGAGGACAGUUUUUAACUGAAAAUUGUCCCUUAGAAUUUCAAUAAUAUAUUAAAAAUUUAUACAGGGACGAGCAGACAACUGAGGAUUUAUAAUAGAAGUUGACACUUCGGCUUUUUGAACUGAAUUUGUGAAGUACACGACAUAGGAGUUCUUUUUGAUAAAUAUAAAGUGAACCUAAACCUAAUCCCAGAUAAAGUAAACCUAACCUAAUCGAAGAUAAGGUUAACGUAACCUAAUCGAAGCUAAAGUAAACCUAACCUAACCAAAAGGUGGAUCAGUUUCUCGGUAUGCUCAACAACAUCAAGGGACAGUUCCCAAUUCGAAUUUAAAUAAAAGAAUAAAUAAAAACAAACGCAAACAACAAUUAUUUGUGAUUUUUUUCUUAGUGUACUCAUUAGACGAGCCGAACGUUCCCUUCAUUUUAUAAAUCCAGUUCAAAAAACUGAACCGGAAUUUAACUAAUUCAAUUAUUGAUAAAAAUACUCUCUGAUACAUUAAAAAUAGACUACAGAUUCCUUUCCCCUUGUUACAUUGACAUCUAAAGUUAAUCAUUUAAUAUAAAUACAUUUAUCAUAGAUAAUUUUUUCAUUUUCAUCACUAUAGAGAAUAAAACAUUAUUUUCCAUUAAAAAUUUUUGGGUAUUUAAGUAAAGUAGAGAAGAAUAACUAUUAAAAAUCCUCUGAUAAGUUUGAUAUUUACUAAUAUUAUCAAUUUCAAUAAGUUUUGAGAACUCCUUCUACUUCUACGAUGAUUUCAUUACACGUGGCUGUAUUUUUUUAAAUAUCUGCAAAUAAUAGUAUGAAAAACCACUCUGAACACACUGUUUACACUACCACUACACCAACGCUCACAAUUACACUGACUGACGCGCGUUUCAUAAACUGUUUUCAGUGUCUGAAGACAAUUACUUGGUUAUCAGACAGUGUAAUUGUGAGUGUCGGUGUAAACAGUGUGUUCAUUAUGAAUAUUGCCAACGGUUCCAGAAAUUUCAACUUGAUAAAAAACGAAUUCGAAAUCGAGUAUCAUUUUCUUCUUACAGUUUAUUGAUUAGAUCGUUGAAAUCCAAUUCAAAUUUUUUUACACAAUAAGUGUAUUAUUGACUUUUCGAUAAUGGUCCUCAAGUAUUAUUUAUUUUUAUACAUGUACUUAAAUAUAUUUGAUAUUUGUAAAUGUUGUGUAGAUUAUAGUAAUAAUGAUAAUUAUUGUAGUAUGUGGAAUUUGUCGUUAAGAACCCUUAGUGCCAUAGUAUUUAUAAUAUAUUUUGUUUUUUAAUAAAAUAGUUGAAACAUUCAU
Diorhabda sublineata is the source of this 5670-nucleotide messenger RNA. RefSeq names its product G protein-activated inward rectifier potassium channel 3 (gene Irk1). The coding region runs from base 543 to 2000 and encodes 485 amino acids. The transcript has 9 exons. Gene Ontology annotation, molecular function: inward rectifier potassium channel activity. The record is from RefSeq and is a predicted model, not a curated record. Gene Ontology annotation, cellular component: plasma membrane. Gene Ontology annotation, biological process: regulation of monoatomic ion transmembrane transport; potassium ion import across plasma membrane. Lineage: Eukaryota; Metazoa; Arthropoda; Insecta; Coleoptera; Chrysomelidae.